Messenger RNA from Cydia splendana, 3343 nucleotides. Its product is annotated as calpain-7-like. The transcript is spliced from 15 exons. Bases 71 to 2449 code for a protein of 792 amino acids. Lineage: Eukaryota; Metazoa; Arthropoda; Insecta; Lepidoptera; Tortricidae. Gene Ontology annotation, biological process: proteolysis. Gene Ontology annotation, molecular function: calcium-dependent cysteine-type endopeptidase activity. The record is from RefSeq and is a predicted model, not a curated record.
GUGGGUCAAGCUGAGGAUGCAUUUCAAUUUAUAACAUUAAAUUAAGACUGCAGAUGCUGAUAUAGAUAAAAUGAGUGAUUUUGUAAACGCUACGGAGGCAGCAUCGCUUGCUGUUACAUUCGAUCAAGCAGGACAGAUAGAUAAAGCGGUAGAAUGUUACAGAACAGCAGCGAGACUAUUGGAUAGAGUUCGCGAUCAAGUUCCUCCAGAACGGCAAACAGAACUACGUGAUAAAGUACGACAAUACCUUCAGAGAGCUACCCUCCUGCAGGAACAAAAAGACAAUGCACAGCAAGCAGAGUGUGAGCGAGGGCUGCAGCAAUGCUACUUCCUCCUGCAGCAGGCUCUGGAUGCGGAUGAAGCUGGACUUGAGGAUCUGGCGCUGCAGUUGUACACACAGGCUGUGGAGCUGGCAGUUACUAUAAAAUCAAGUGACCCAGACAUACAGACUAAAGUAAAGAAUUUGGCGAGACAGGCACUGGAUCGAGCUGAGGAGUUGAAAGGGAUCAACAAAAUAGGAGCCAUGUCGCUAAACGACCCAAAGAGGCCGCCACCAAACAAAGCCCAGCUCCAAAGAGAACAGAGUGUUCACUUAAAAGUGAGUGGUAAGCAGAUCUACUCUAACGAGGAGAAGGAGGUUCUGAGGCAGACAUCAAAUAUAAACAACAACUGCUUUCUGCCGUUCAUGGAUAUUGAUCUUUCAGAAAGGUUCCAGUACGCAAUUCCCUUCGAAGACCGAGCGAGCGAGCUAAAGCUGUCGUCCAAGCAAGCCAGCGAGUUCGAACGCUGGGUGCGACCGCACGAGAUUUGCUCUGACCCCAAGAUGAUAGUCGGCGAUCAUGUUGACUGCUUCAGUAUUAAACAAACCAUAGUGUCAGACUGUUCAUUUGUGGCCUCCCUCGCCGUCAGCGCCCUCUACGAGAAACGGUUCAACAAGAAAAUCAUAACAUCCAUCAUUUAUCCGAAGAAUAAGAACAAGGAUCCUGUGUACAACCCGUUUGGGAAGUACAUGGUCAAGUUACAUCUUAACGGAGUUAGGAGAAAGAUCAUUAUCGACGAUCGAUUACCAUACAGCCGUUACGGCCGCCUGUUGUGUUCGUACUCGAGCAAUAAGAAUGAAUUCUGGGUGUCGCUACUUGAGAAGGCUUACAUGAAGGUCAUGGGUGGAUAUGACUUCCCUGGGUCCAAUAGUAAUAUAGAUCUGCACGCACUGACCGGCUGGAUCCCGGAGCGGUGUGCGAUCCGCAGCGAGCCGGAUUUCAACAGUGACGCCCUCUAUGAGAUCAUACGGACGAGACUGCAGCGAGGCGAGGUACUGGUAACAGCGGCCACAGGCACUUUAAGUGACGCGGACGGCGAACGAACGGGGCUUGUACCCGCACAUGCGUACGCCGUACUGGAUGUCAGAAUCGCUAAUGGCGUGAAACUCUUAAAACUCAAAAACCCCUGGUCCCACCUCCGCUGGCGUGGAAACUAUUCCGAGCUCGACACCCACCACUGGACCCACGACCUACGAUCACAGCUCAACUACGACCCUGACAGUGCGGCGCAAUAUGAUAAUGGGGUGUUUUGGAUAGACUACGCGAGUAUUUUGAACUUUUUCGACGUUUUCUAUCUCAAUUGGAACCCGGAUAUGUUCGAGUACACAUAUUGCAUACAUCAAAAAUGGGAUGCCGGCAACGGCCCAGUGAAAGACGCAUACAACAUCGGAGAGAACCCUCAAUUCUCUCUCCACGUGCACGGCAAGGGGGCCGUGUGGUUGUUGCUAACCCGGCACAUCACGCAGAUUGACGAUUUUAGGGACAAUAAGGAGUAUAUCACGUUGUUGGUUUAUAAGAAUAAUGGGAAACGAAUUUAUUAUCCAUACGAGCCUCCCCCCCACAUCGACGGCGUCCGCAUCAACAGCCCCCACUACCUCUGCAAGAUCAUCGUCGGCGAAACCAGCGCCGACAAAUACACGCUAGUCGUCUCACAGUACGAGAAGUCACGGACGAUAUACUACACGUUACGGGCCUAUGCGACUUGCCCGAUUUCGAUGGAAAAGUUGGAGAGCUAUCGGCAUACUAAAACAAUCUCAGGCGAGUGGGUGGGGCGGAGCGCCGGCGGCUGUGAGAACCAUCGUGACACUUACAAGAACAACCCGAAGAUCUACAUCACCGUGCCAGAGAGCAGAGUGCCGUGUCGUGUAGUGGCGCAACUAAAGGGUCCCAAGCAGUACCAGAUGGGUAUGGACGCGAGGGUCGAGUCCAUCAGUGACCCCAACGUUACAGCGCCCUUCGUCAAAGAGUCCUCGGGCGCUUACAGAUCCGGUUUCGUAGUGUUGGAGUUGCCAGUCCUCCCGGCGGGUCGGUACGUCAUAAUGCCGUCGACAUACCACCCGGGGCAGGAGGGGCCCUUCAUACUGGAGCUCAAGUCCACCAUAGAGCUGGCGUGCGAGGCGCGCGGCUAGGCGAGGUGGAGCAGGGCGAAGACUGACAAUGCUAUAUAUUAAUAUUUAUACAUUGAGAAGUGUUUCAUAAAGGUUAAGAUUUUUUAAGAGUCUUAAGGCCACUUGUACCAUUCACUAACCCGGGGUUAACCGGUUAAACCUGGAGUUAUCAUGGUUACCAGUACAAUUUGACACUGCGUUAACGGUUUAACCGGUUAAUCCCGGGAUAGUAGGAUGAUGCAAGUGGCGCUUAAAAGUAAAAUUGCAGCGCAGCGCUGGUGCAGAACGCUUUGCUGCCAAGUUGAAUGACGAUGUACUAAUUAAUUUUUCUUGCAGCAUCGCUGUUGUAAUUGGAAUAUUACCUUAACUGGCGACAGUGGUUACAUUACAAAGAUUCUUGUCAUUGGUCAAAUACGAAUCAAGAUAUUAGACUUAUUAAUAUUAAGGCCAAUGUGGAGAAGACCGGCAUAUAACAUUUUUGGUUGGGAAGACCGUCAUAGAGCAAGAACUCUCGUAUUCGUACACGUAGUCAGAAAGGAACAGCUUCACUCCAUCUGUUCUACCGAUCUUCUGUGAGUGGAGUAUGCGUAUAAACGCAAAAGUUAAAAGCGACGAAAGAGCCAGUAGACGGUCUUCCCUUAUAGACGGCCUGUCCCACAUUGCUCUUAUUUAAUAUUAACAUUUGCGUCCACCAUAAUGUAAUUUACGGUUAUUUGGGUCAAUAACAAAAAAAUCUGUUUAAUGUAUUUUAUAUUACUGCUUUAGAAUUUAUAGAUGAUGAGACAUUCAAUAUUAGACCAUAAGCCACUCAUUUAAGGUUGUUUUUGUCCUCGCUUCUCUUAAUACCGCCUAGUCGCAUUUUCUCACGUCUAUUACCUACUGCACUCUGUGAUAUGACACGUUACAGUAAUAUUU